CCCGGUCACGUGAUCGCAGUAAGAAAUUAAAGUUGAUUUUCGAAGAUGGCGGCUAAUUGGGAUUUUAAUUUUGCUGCUGCUCUCAAAGGCGCCGGCGGUGAGGGGCGCGAUGCCAUCCUAGAACAUGAGAAAGACAGUGGCGUGAAUAGACCAUCAUUGCAUAUAGUUGGACCUAAUGGUCUGACAAAGAUGGACUGGUGGACACACUUUGAAAGUGUUUUUUCUGAAAUGAAUCAAAAGGGAACUAAGUACAUGAAGAUUGAUCCUCAUUUUUCACACCACCAAGAGGUUUUUGCUACUCUCAGAAAACAAAAAAUGCCUGGGUUUGGGCUGAUGUCAAUUCAAGAUUUGAGUCAGUAUAAUCUACUCAUUCUACACACUGUUACCUUGCAAACCAAGGAUAUGUUCAUGCAAAAAUGUCACUCACUUUAUUCCAAGGUCUAUAGACAUAGGAAAUUUGGUAGAAACCAUAUGCCCUGCACUGAGGUGGAGUUCUUUAACAAAUGUCUCAUUGAUUUCAUCAUUUACCAUGGCAACCCAUUGAAGCAUGAGUCUUGGUAUGCCGAUAUGGGGAUGUAUGCAUUAGUGCCGUGGUUCAAUCACAGUUCAAAUGACGACAUAAAACAUCUUGCAGAUAGGUUCAGUCAAGUGGAUCAUCUAAAAGAAUUAGAAAAGAUCUUGGAAGAACGGUUCUUUAAUCUACUCUGUUGCUGGGUUGUAGAUGCUGAGUUUGGCCUCAAGCUCAUCCAUGCGCUGGGUGAACUGAUGCUGGCUUUCCCCGAUUUCGUAACUGGUUUACUUAUAUCUAGGAUCUGUGAAGAUGUCAUCCCGUUUGUGUCACCAUUGGGAAACCCGCUGCCUCAGUACGAAGAGAUUUAUAAUCUAUUUGUUUUUUAUCACUGUGCUGCAAUAAGAAAUUCCAAGAAUGAUGCGUUUAAUGCUCUCCUGGUUUUUCAUCUAUUGUGUGAAUUGAAGUUUAAAGGACAUGAGUCUUUGCUGAUUGUUGAAGAAGCUUUUAAAGAUGAGUUGGUAGAUGUUACUUACGGAGAUUUCACUGGAUUUCUAACUUGUUUGGAUCUCCCCAUUCGCACUAACAAUCCGGGGGUACUGGCUACCCGACCUCAUUGCGGUUCCCAUCUUACACUGAGCAAAGAGGACUUGCAGGAACAGAGAAAAUUUGACCGCAGAUUAAAAUCACAUGAAGACAGGUGUCAACAACAUUGGAAGAAUGACUCGCGUUACAGGAGGUCUGUCAAAGAAAAGUUAGAUGAUGCUUUGAAAAUGGAAGAAAAAGUUGAUGUUUGGCUCAGAAAUUAUAGGGCAGAGAAGAAAAGAAAAGAAGAGCAUUCUAGUGAAGUUAGAACAGAAGUUGCAUCUAAAUUACACUGCUUACCCAAGGUGCGGAAAACUUUCAGGAUACAUUACAAGAAUCCAAAGAUUUGUGCCAAUUGUCUGAAGAUGGAAGGCGAGAGUCUCAAGUUAUUGAAAUGCGGCAGAUGCCAGUCUGUGCACUACUGUGGCAGAAAGUGUCAGAAAAAACACUGGAAAUCUGGUCAUUGUGACAUGUGUAUGAAAAGCUGA
Messenger RNA from Saccoglossus kowalevskii, 1581 nucleotides. RefSeq lists its product as uncharacterized. NCBI's taxonomy places the organism in Eukaryota, Metazoa, Hemichordata, Enteropneusta, Harrimaniidae. The record is from RefSeq and is a predicted model, not a curated record.